Toxorhynchites rutilus septentrionalis is the source of this 1798-nucleotide messenger RNA. RefSeq names its product gustatory receptor for sugar taste 64a-like. The transcript is spliced from 5 exons. Gene Ontology annotation, molecular function: sweet taste receptor activity. Gene Ontology annotation, biological process: detection of chemical stimulus involved in sensory perception of taste; sensory perception of sweet taste. The record is from RefSeq and is a predicted model, not a curated record. Bases 729 to 1604 code for a protein of 291 amino acids. NCBI's taxonomy places the organism in Eukaryota, Metazoa, Arthropoda, Insecta, Diptera, Culicidae. Gene Ontology annotation, cellular component: membrane.
UCUGGAAGCCACAUUACAUUUUAGCUCCAAUUUGAUACCAGAGUUGAAAACAUACGAGGGCACGACUUCAAAAUUUAUCUCAUCAUAGUCACGCAAUUUGCUUUCGGGAAAACUAUGACAUGAGCUAUCCCACGCCAUUCACCGCGCGGAAUAGAGAGAUCUAUCGCUUCUCGAUCCCAUCCGAUUAUUGUGAAGAAAUAACAGUUAAAUAACCCAACAGCUGAUCAUAUCCUAUCAACAUGACAAGGUUGAUAGCCGAGAACCGAGAGGUUAAGUCGUUCGACUGCUAAUCCAAUGUGCUCUGCACGCGUGAGUUCGAAUCCCCAUCCACGCCAAGGAACUUUUUUAUUGGGGAAAGGACUUCCUACCCAUCACAGGGUUUGAUGGUCAUAACUGAUUACAAAUCAUCGGUUUAUGGUUAUGAUGUGUAAACCAAAACUAAAUCAUCCCAAUGAAGGCUGUUGAAUCAGAAUAGCCAAAAAUCGAAGAGGAGCCAAAACACAUGCAAGCAAAGAUGCUGGCAAAAGACCAAACCUUCAAAGUGAUCGAACGUGUCAGCUUAAGUGAGAGCCAUGAGUACCUCAAUAACGCCACAUAUAAAACGAAGAUCGAAUAUACGUAACUUACGGAUGUUCAAAAAUCGCGAUACUUUUUGAACGGUCCUCGUAUAUAAUCAUAUCGCAUGGGAAGCUCUUCAAAUAUUUUAUAUAUAAAUAUAAGAGGGAUGUAUGUGCAUAAGAAAUAAUGUUUCGCCACUCAAUAGAAACGCAUGGAAACUAGAGAAAAAUGUCGAACAUCUGCUAUCGAAAGCUGCCGACGUGUACAACCAAUACCAUGAAGCCAAGUUCUGCCACUGGGACGUUGAUAACUUUCCGCGUUACUUCGCCUCCAGACACUAUUCGUUCAUCUUCAAGCACAUUCCUUUCAACAUUCUCAUCCUGCUCUUCACCGAGUACGCGAACUUCGCUCUCACCAUGGCUUGGACCUGUCAGGACCUAAUGAUAAUCCUAUUCAGUAUAGGACUAUCAUUCCAUUUUGAGCAAAUUUUUGUAAAAGUACGAUGCUUCAGCACAGGUAUCACGAUCGCAGAUGAGAAAUUUUGGGUCGAUAUACGGUCACAAUAUGUAUUAUUGUGUGAUCUGGUGAAUGAAACCAACGAACUACUAGCCCCACUCAUUAUAAGCUCAUGUGGCACUAACCUGUAUCUAAUUUGUUUCCAGCUGCUAAAUAUCACGAGGAAGGAGGAGAGCUUUGCCUCGCUCAUUGACCACUGUUACGCUUUGGCUUAUCUGAUUUGUAAAACAGCAUUAGUCUUCUACAGCGCUGCAAUGAUUAAUGAAACUGCAAAAGCACCGCUUGCGAUCUGUACGAAAAUUCCAAAUAUAGGGUGGUGUCUAGAACUCGAUCGGUUCACAAGCCAGCUGAGAACACAGCGAGUUGCAUUCUCAGGUAUGGGUUUUUUUCAUCUAACAAAAAGGACGAUGCUAGCGAUGGCUGGAACGGUAAUAACCUAUGAACUGGUGAUGUUGCAACUUGCCGAGGAUACUGAGGGCAUUGGGGAAAUCGCCCCCUGCUCAAAAUUGGCAUUUUCGAAAGAUGUCUAAUAAUCACUGUGGAACUUGUGCGUUUGUCGUUUGUCCCAAGCAAAAAUAUGUAAUUGUUGUUCACUUUUUUUUGUGGUGUAUUUUGUGUUAAACAUCCGUGACAUAACUUAUUUAAUCAUUCGAGCAGAAUAAAAUUCUCGGCUACAAAGAUUUAUUGACAUCCUUCAAGACUUCAAUCAAGGGGGAGUAGACAU